This is a messenger RNA of Cucumis sativus (cucumber), 737 nucleotides long. RefSeq names its product 40S ribosomal protein S15a-1. Gene Ontology annotation, molecular function: structural constituent of ribosome. NCBI's taxonomy places the organism in Eukaryota, Viridiplantae, Streptophyta, Magnoliopsida, Cucurbitales, Cucurbitaceae. Gene Ontology annotation, cellular component: ribosome; cytosolic small ribosomal subunit. The transcript has 4 exons. The record is from RefSeq and is a predicted model, not a curated record. Gene Ontology annotation, biological process: translation. Bases 120 to 512 code for a protein of 130 amino acids.
UAGGCCCAAAUGUUAGGGUUUUGUUCAAUUUAUAAUGCUCUCCAAACCCUACGCCCAUUCUUUGAAGCCGACGCCUCCAUCUUCCAUUCAGAAAUCCAUUGAAGUUUUAAUUUGGAAGGAUGGUGAGAGUUAGUGUUUUGAACGAUGCUCUUAAGAGCAUGUACAAUGCAGAGAAGAGGGGAAAACGACAGGUCAUGAUCAGGCCGUCUUCUAAAGUCAUCAUCAAGUUUCUUCUGGUUAUGCAGAAGCACGGUUAUAUUGGUGAAUUUGAGUUUGUCGAUGAUCAUAGAUCUGGAAAAAUUGUUGUUGAACUCAACGGCAGGCUGAACAAAUGUGGGGUUAUUAGUCCUCGUUUUGAUGUGGGUGUUAAGGAAAUUGAAGGUUGGACUGCUAGGUUGCUCCCUUCCAGACAGUUUGGAUUCAUUGUGCUGACAACAUCUGCUGGAAUUAUGGAUCACGAAGAAGCAAGAAGGAAGAAUGUUGGAGGCAAAGUUCUUGGUUUCUUCUACUGAACAUGGUUUUGAGCAUCCAUUAUGGAGUUUUGACAUAGCUUUCAAAUAGUACUACAUUUUCUCUCGGUAAAGAAAGAUCCUUAUCCUGUAUUGAUGAUUAGAUUUUGUGUUGCCAGUUUCUCAUUUCUUAAGUUAAUUCCAAGGAAGAUUCUAUUGUUUUCGUGAAGACGUUUUGGUUCUUUUAAUUAUAUUGGAAGAGAACUAGUGCUUUUUAAUUUCUUGCUA